AUGUACACAACACGUGGGUUCUAUUUCAUAGCUGUGAUCUGCGCUUUGGUUUACUGUGAGAUUGUCGAAGACAGAUGGAAACAGUGGUGGGGUUAUGACGUCAUUGCAGGUCCAGAGAUGUGGGGCAGGAUGGGUCCUUACAAGAUGUGCAGUAACGGUAAACAACAGUCUCCGAUAGACAUCCACCCAGAUAUGUUACUGUUCGAUCCCAAUCUUAAACACGUGAAGGUGGAGUCCGUUCCGGUAAAUGGAAGACUCACUAACACCGGAAAUGACAUCACAUUGUUUCUAGAUCCUGACUUCGUAAAUCAUGUCAAUAUCAGUCAGGGCCCUCUGUCAUAUGUGUACCAUGUGACGUCAUUAAAGUUCCAUUACAGCAAAGUGGAUGUAAACGGAUCGGAACAUCGCAUAGCUGGACGGUCUUUUCCCGCUGAGCUUCAAAUGAUUGGAUACAAUGGUGAUCUUUAUGAAAAUAUGUCGCGUGCCGAAAAUUCAUCCAAUGGAAUUGUAGUCAUCUCGACUUUUCUCGAGAUAGCGUCAGAAAAGACAGAUGAAAACUCAGCUUUAGAUGCACUUACAACCAAGUUAGACGACUUAGCCUGGGAAAGAGGUGCAUACGUGCCGAUAACGGCGUUCUCGGUGGACGAGCUUCUGCCGCUUACGGAACAUUACAUAACUUACGAGGGAUCGAUGACACAACCUAGCUGUCAGGAAACUGUCACAUGGAUUAUAUUUAAUAAACCAUCAUACAUUUCAGAAAAACAGUUAAAUGCUUUCAGAAGCGUGUGGAUGGAAUGGCAGAUGAACAAUAUCAGACCUGCAAUGCCCCUCAAUCACCGUGUGCUGAGGACAAAUAUCAACACUCGCAAACAGGACUUGACAACUGUGGAGCCAACAGAUAAAGGGAUUACCGAAAGCCAAAUUAGCACUAUGCAAAGUACCGACCAGAACUGA
Messenger RNA from Ylistrum balloti, 954 nucleotides. RefSeq names its product carbonic anhydrase-related protein 10-like. Lineage: Eukaryota; Metazoa; Mollusca; Bivalvia; Pectinida; Pectinidae. Gene Ontology annotation, molecular function: zinc ion binding; carbonate dehydratase activity. The transcript has 9 exons. Bases 1 to 954 code for a protein of 317 amino acids. The record is from RefSeq and is a predicted model, not a curated record.